Molecule: messenger RNA, 1921 nt
Organism: Anastrepha obliqua
Lineage: Eukaryota; Metazoa; Arthropoda; Insecta; Diptera; Tephritidae
Gene: Zip48C
Product: zinc transporter ZIP11
Exons: 2
Coding region: 447-1475 (342 amino acids)
Biological process (GO): zinc ion transmembrane transport
Cellular component (GO): membrane
Molecular function (GO): zinc ion transmembrane transporter activity
Source: RefSeq, a predicted model, not a curated record
CGCUCUCGCGUUGUUUUGUAUUCGAUUGCUGUAGUUUGCUGAAGUUGGAGCAACAAUUUGUGGAGCGUUCAUUACAGCAGAAUAUCGGCAAAUCGUUUUAAGUGCGAAGUGAGUUAAUUGACACGAGCGUACAUCAGAAAUAUACAAAUUUAAUAGCUAUAAAUCUUGGCAUAUCUCAAUAUAAAUCAGUGUGUUCAUUGAAAAAAACGUCGACUUGGUGAUUUACCUAAGCUGCAUUUAUUUCUGAGGCUAUGAGCGCUUCGAACGUGGCAUUUUCGGUGGAAAACCAACAAGAUAAGCAGAAAUAGGCGUAAUCAAGCAGCGGAAAAAUAGCAAACAUAAUCAUUAGAAAGCAAAGCUUAAGCUAAGAAGUUCCUGUAUUGUUGUUUGUUAUUGUAUUCGCGCGUUAAGCCGUGCAACACUGAGGUCAAUUUCACGUACACACAAUGAUUGCUGGCUACGGACCGGUCAUGCAGGCCCUUUUGGGUACGCUCUUCACGUGGGGAUUAACGGCAGCAGGUGCAGCUUGUGUGAUAUUCGUGCGCGGCAAUCAACGCAAAUCACUUGAUGCCGCAUUAGGAUUUGCUGCUGGCGUCAUGAUUGCUGCUUCAUUUUGGUCACUUCUAAAUCCGGCUAUAGAAAUGGCUGAAAGUUCACAUCUCUAUGGCGUUUACGCCUUUUUGCCGGUUUCAGGCGGUUUUCUAUUGGGUGCCAUCUUUGUUUAUGGCUGUGAUCGGCUAAUGUCCUUUCUGGGACUCAACAGCACGAAUAUGAUGAUUUCAAUGACACAAACAAAUAAGGACAAAGCCGAUAUCGCUAUCGAUGAUAUACGCAACAGUCAAGGCGUUUUGGAUCGUACUGUAGCCAAAAGUAUGGACAGUUUCUCCGAUUGCUUGAGCACACAACAUGGCAGCAUUGAAACGCGAAGACGCAAGAAGAAUAGUGCUGUAGAGGUGGAAGCGCAACGCACCUAUACAACCGAAUCUCAACGGAACAUUGACAACGCAGUGGCGCAAUGGAAGCGCAUUAUGUUGCUUGUGGUUGCAAUUACGGUGCACAAUAUACCCGAGGGUUUGGCAGUUGGCGUCAGUUUCGGUGCUAUAGGCAGUACUAAUUCUUCCACAUUCGAGGCAGCACGCAAUCUAGCGAUUGGUAUUGGUAUACAGAAUUUCCCUGAGGGUCUGGCUGUCAGCUUGCCACUGCAUGCGGCCGGUUUCAGUGUGACACGCGCAUUAUGGUAUGGCCAACUUUCCGGCAUGGUGGAACCAAUCUUCGGCAUUUUGGGCGCAGUGGCAGUAACACUAGCCAAUCUCAUAUUACCUUAUGCACUAUCAUUUGCUGCGGGCGCAAUGAUCUACAUUGUUGCUGACGACAUAUUGCCCGAAGCACAUGCCAGUGGCAAUGGAACAAUUUCUACUUGGGGCACGGUAGCAGGUUUCCUUAUAAUGAUGUGCCUUGAAGUGACCCUCUCCUGAUGUUACAACUACUGUAAUUGUUUUAAAUGUUGUAUAGUUAACUACAUGUACAAGAUUUUGCAGAAGCAAACUUAUAACAAUCACUUGAUUUGGCACUACGUAUGAUAUGAAAAUGCUGUACCAAAGCAUGAUUUUUUGAUUUUUUUUAAGUGACAAACGCAUGAAUUUUUAAACAAUGUACUAAUGUAAAUGUGUGUAUCCUGCUUGUGUACACAAGUUAUGUGCAUAUAAAUGUAGAUUCAUUGAAUGUGUGUGUACAUAUUUAUAUAAGUAGGUAUGUUUGUACGGCUGGCCCAAACUACUUAAAUGUGGUUGUUAGCAGAAUAUUCAUGGAAAAGAUUGCAACCGCCGAUGCUUUUAUACUUGUAUUUUUUUUUUAAACAUAUGUCUUACAAGGCAUACAACUAAGUAUUACUUUUGUAAAUAUUAAACAAAAACAAAAAUAA